AUGUCUUCGCGUGUCACGAGACGCGCUGGCGCUGCCGCGAAAGCCAAGCUGAAGGCUAUCGUUCAGGCAGAAGAAGAAGAAGAAGAAGAAGAAGACAGCUACGAAGACGAACAUGUUGAGGAGCACGAAGAUGUCGCGAAGAAUCAUGCGAGUACUGUUCUUCAAACAGAAUCUCUUCCACAGCCCGUCUAUGAAACCUUCCAAACAGCGGCAGACCUCUCGAACGGUCUUUGUAUUGUUCGCAAGCUGGAUGAUGGAAGAUAUGAGAUCCUCAAUUUGACAAACGCUGAGGCGAGUACUCUUGGCAACAUAGACACUGGACGUCUGAUCCGUGGGGACGAAUCUGGUGCGAGGCAGCAGAUUCUUGAAGAGGCUGAACAACAAUGGAAAGAGUCCGAAUUCAAGAUUGGACAAGUCUUAGGUAGCGUCAAAUUGCGAAUCUUCCGAUUCUUGAAACUCCCAAUUGAGUUAAGAUUCAAGAUAUACGAUUACACCAUCUCCUCAGCAAAGACGCUUCAUAUUGGAAGUCAUCAGUAUAGCCCUGAGAAUAUUCUCGGUGGUCUCCACUUGACAGGCACUUGCCGACAAAUCUUUGCAGAGACACGCAGCAUGUUUUGGCGCAACACUUUCCGAGUUAGUGGCAUCUGCAAGCAAAUCAAACUCAUCGUACCCACCUUAACCGACAACCUGAGGGAAGUAACUUGGACUUGGUGGUCCACCAAGAACAGGGAUUCAAAGACACUAAGGAUGUUUGCGGAUUGCAAAAAGCUCAGGAAGUUUCACCUGUGCCUGACUAAAUACUGCCACAUAGGUCACAUCUACCAUCCUACUGUACAACACAAGUAUCAGGACGAGCCGGCUGUCCAGAAAUUCUGCAAGACUAACGGUUUUGAUUUACUUGUAAGUUUGCGAGGGUUUGAACUUGUUACGGUCAGGAACGAGUGCGACCCAACAUUGAAGAUCCUGGCAGAUAAGCUCAGCGAAGUGGAGCUCAAGGCUUUCGAGUCUUUCUUGAUGCAAAAGCUCACUCAACCAAAGGACCCAGAUAUACUGACAUACUUUCCCGUAAUCAAGACAGCGGCAUUGACUGUUGGCAAGAAGACCUCCAAGGAUACCACGAAAUCCAGAUCCACAGCCAAGGCAUCUACCAAGAAAGGAACUUUGGCUGCUUGA
Mollisia scopiformis is the source of this 1173-nucleotide messenger RNA. RefSeq lists its product as uncharacterized. The record is from RefSeq and is a predicted model, not a curated record. Lineage: Eukaryota; Fungi; Ascomycota; Leotiomycetes; Helotiales; Mollisiaceae. Bases 1 to 1173 code for a protein of 390 amino acids. The transcript has 4 exons.